CCAAGAUCAUCAAAAAGUCAUCUCAUACACAUUCAAUCUAUAUAUAUAUAUUUUUCUUAAAAAAAAAAAAAGAAAUGGCCCAAGAAAAGAAAUUGACCAAGCGCGAGCAAAAGGCUGCUGCAUUCAAGCAAAAGUCAAAGAAGAAGCAGUGUUUCACUGAAGAAACUGCAGUUCCUGAAGCAGACGACCCCACACACAUCGAGCCUUCCUCAGGAGCGAUUCCAAAAAAAGAAGACCAAAAGACAUCAAAGACAAUUGCAGACCAGAAGCCAAAACCUACUGAAAACAAAAAGAAGGCCACAAAGAUUGUGGUUGGUGAAAACGAUGAGAAAGACGAAUCAGAAAAGUCAGGCUCGGUUGGUGCCGGGACAAAGCGUAAACAGACCGAGACCACAGGAGCAACAAACAAGGCGAACAAAAGACAACAAAAGGAUGAGAACCAGGAAAAAGGUGCUCGGUUUAUUGUGUUUGUCGGAAACUUGCCUUACAACACUACCAAGGAAGAAUUGGAAAAGCAUUUCGAGUCCGUUGGCGGUGUGACAUCUGUACGUCUCUUGACAGACAAGCAGACUGGAAAGCCAAAGGGAUUUGCGUUUAUGGAAUUCGAAUCAUCCAAGCAUUUGAGUAAAGCUUUGGCCUUCCACCAUACAUUGUUCAAAAAGAGACAGAUGAAUGUUGAAUUGACAGCCGGAGGAGGAGGAAACAAGAGUACUGCCCGUAAGGACAAGCUCAAGGUCAAGAAUGAACGUCUUCAAGAAGAGAGACAAAAGAAGCAUGAAACCAUAAAGGGAACCGAUGCUCCUGGUUCUUCUUAUGGCAACAAGGAAACUGAAGCAUAAUUUAUAUAUUUAUUAUAUUCUAUCACUAUUAUCACCAUUUUAUUUAUAUAUAGAUUUUUCACUCUCUCUCUCUCUCUCUCUCUCUCUCAUACACACACACACACAUACGUAUAAAAGACAUUCAACUUUAAGAAUUGUAUAAUCCUGACAAUAGCCUUUUUUUCUUUUUUUUCUUUUGAUCAUUAUGAUCAAAUAACCUUUCAUUUUGUACUUUGUGUGACUGCUAAAACAAUUCACAAUUUUGAUCCUCAAUAAAAAAAAAAAGUAAAAAGGG
This is a messenger RNA of Phycomyces blakesleeanus NRRL 1555(-), 1113 nucleotides long. RefSeq lists its product as hypothetical. The transcript is spliced from 3 exons. Lineage: Eukaryota; Fungi; Mucoromycota; Mucoromycetes; Mucorales; Phycomycetaceae. Gene Ontology annotation, molecular function: RNA binding. The coding region runs from base 75 to 839 and encodes 254 amino acids. The record is from RefSeq and is a predicted model, not a curated record.